Messenger RNA from Dentiscutata heterogama, 2163 nucleotides. NCBI's taxonomy places the organism in Eukaryota, Fungi, Glomeromycota, Glomeromycetes, Diversisporales, Gigasporaceae. The record is from the annotation of a GenBank genome assembly.
AUGCCAUCGUUGAAUGUUAAAAGCAACACCAGCUAUGCAGUAAGUAUUGUAACGAAUAUAAAUCCGAAAGCGGGAUUUUUGAUAGCAGCAAUAACUGAAUCAAAAUUGAUUUGGCAAACAUGGAGCUCUCCCAGAUUAGGCACUAUUUCAAAUAUUUCACGAGGAACGAUCUCAUUUAAAUAUGCACAUGCAUAUAACCAUAAUAAUGAUUUUUCCUUCACGUUCGAUCCGUUCGUGUUGUUUUCGAAGAUAGAUGGCAGUUACGGCAUAGCGUACACUUUGGAAGCUAGUGGGAAAAAACUUAAUACUUAUAGUGACGUUAUUCCCUAUUAUAUGGUGAAUGUAGUGUUUAUCUCAAACACAAAUGAAGGUGAAACAACCGGACCAGCUAUGAUCUACACGAUACAAAAUAAAUCUCGUUCAGUGUGCUUAGAUUCAUGCCAAUCAAGAUAUGAUUCACAAGGAAUUGACUGUAUAAUUCUUGAAAUGGAUAAAAAUCGUACGAAUUCUUCCGUUGUAAAUUUGAAGAAAAUAUCACUUAAGUCAACUGGAAUAUUGACAAACGUAGUAGAAGCAAAAACCAACGAUGCUCCUUCAAAUCGUAUAAUCUUUUAUAAAUACUUCCCUAUUAAUUAUGGCGGUUGUCUUAUCGUUAAAUGCUAUGUUAUUAACGAAACAAAGACUAAUGAAACAAUGACUAUUGGAAUUACUGGUUAUAUAAGUAAAGAUGAUUUUAAUAACCCUUUUAAAAACCCACAAAAUUGGAGCAUGCCAAAUGGUUUAACGUUAUUCAACCCUUAUCGCUAUAACCGUAUUCCAGUUGGAGUCUUUCAAAAUGGUACAUACUGGCUAGCUGCAAUACAUUCAAACGGAAGUUGGUCAAUUUAUUCAGCUAUGGAUUCGAGAUUUAAAAGCAAUAAAUAUCAAAAUGGAAUGAUCAAAGCAAUAUCUCCUAGUAUAAACAGAACAAUAAGUCUUCGUUUUGAAGAUAAUUUUAAUAUUACUUAUACAAAUAAUAUCACGCGUUCAAAGGGCAAUAUUUCUAUCUAUCAAUAUUACAAUAAUGAUAUCAAUCAGAGGCAAUUAAGACAAACCUAUUCAUCGGAAUUAGGAUGUUUCAUUAAUACUACCUAUCGAAUUAAAAAUACUGAUAACGUCACAAUGAGCUGUCAUAUUUUGCCAAGUACUUUCAAUGCUCCCAACUCCAGCUAUAUAAUUACUUUAGAUCAUGGGUUUGUUAAACGUAAAGAUUCUAAAGAACCAAUAAAUGGCCUUACAUGGAUUAUGACAACUGGAUCUUACACUCAGCCAAAUGAAUAUGCAGAUCACAUUACGGGAACAUUACGUCUUUCUGAAGAUGGAACUAAGCACUUUAAUGAUUUAUCAUAUGAUAAACAAUUAUUAUUCAUUGAAAGAUUAAACAAAGAACUUAUUCAAAGUAUUCCGACUGAUCCUUCAAGGCUAACUUUUUCUGGACGCUUUAACUUUGAUUUAACUACUCCAAAGCAUCAAGUAUUGCUGGAAAUGAAAAUCAUUGAAACUAGAAAUUCUUUCCAGCCAAAUGCAGUUCAAAUAAUGAAAGAUCUGAAUACACUAAUUAAAAAUAAAUACAACACUAUGCUUGCAAUUUUGCCUAAUGCUGGUUAUAUUGAUGAAACUUUUCCAUUUGAGCCAGUAUUAAGCGUGUGGGAAGAAACAAAGUUUUAUUUAUUAGGCUUUGGAAUUGCAUUAGCUGUUUCAGUUCCAUUAUACUUUCUGGCAUGCAACAACAUAAUCUUCUUCACUACUAUUUUAAGCUUAGCUCAUUUUGUUCUAAACAUUUCAUUUAUUAUAAAAAAUGGAAAAGAUGUUCCAUUUCUUUAUAUUCCAAGUGCUUUUAUAUUGUCCUUAAAUAUCGGGUUAGAUGCAAUACUUGCAUUUAUAAUAUUCACCAACGAAAUUUCAAAUUAUUAUUUCAAAGAAUGGCUCGCUGAUAAUUUUACUUAUGCAGCUUUAUUUACUUUGUUAGCUGGUGCUGAUGUUGAAAUUUUGCUAUUGCUAAAUUCUCAUUUUGCAGGUUUUGAAUUGUUUAAUGCACCAUUUUCACAAAAAUCAAGAGAUUAUAUAUUUUGGGGAAAAUUUGCAACUAUUUUUAUUGAUGGAAUACCAUGGUUAAUCAUACAA